Molecule: messenger RNA, 571 nt
Organism: Terrapene triunguis (Three-toed box turtle)
Lineage: Eukaryota; Metazoa; Chordata; Testudines; Emydidae
Product: laminin subunit beta-2-like
Exons: 4
Biological process (GO): cell migration; substrate adhesion-dependent cell spreading; basement membrane assembly
Cellular component (GO): laminin trimer
Molecular function (GO): extracellular matrix structural constituent; integrin binding
Source: RefSeq, a predicted model, not a curated record
AUGUCGGCCAUCAUCCACGGGGGGGCGCUGCCCUGUCUGUGCGACCCCCAGGGCUCGCUGAGCGCUGAGUGCGAGCCCAACGGGGGGCAGUGCCAGUGCAAGGCCAGCGUGACGGGGCGUCGCUGCCACCACUGCUCCCCGGGCACCUUUGGCUUUGGGCCCAGCGGAUGCCGAGCCUGCCAGUGCAACAGUGACGGGGCCCUGAGCAGCUUCUGCGACAGCUUCAGUGGGCAGUGCCCGUGCCGGCCGGGCGCCUUUGGGCCCCGCUGCGACCGCUGCCAGCCUGGCUCCUGGGGCUUCCCCCACUGCCAGCCCUGCCAGUGCAAUGGGCACUCGGAGGAGUGCGACCCACGGACCGGCAGCUGCCUGCACUGCCGGGACCACACGGAUGGCGACAGAUGCCAGAGAUGCGCAGCUGGCCACUACGGGAACCCCACACUGGCCUCGGGGGAGCGCUGCCGGCCCUGCCCCUGCCCCGACGGGCCCGGCAGCACCCGCCACUUCGCCGCCUCCUGCCGCCAGGACAGCCGCUCCCGCCAGGUGAUCUGCAACUGCAACCCCGGCUACACAG